AUGUUCUACACCACCGAACAAGCUGUAAAAAACAACUGUGAUAAAACGUUCGUCACAGCGUUGACUGAUGGUGUUGCGACCCAAUGUCAACAUGAUCUUAACCACACAUGCAGGCUGGCCAUGAAAACAGAAUUAAAUCAAGACUUAAAUCAAGAACAGAAAGAGUUUGUUCCUCACAGUCGUCAACAAGUGGUCGACCCCAAAACACCUAUCGCCCGUCAUACAACAGCAACGAAAACCAUGAUUUCAACCAUAUCAACAACCAAGACGAGGACAUUUUUUAGAUUGAGGCUGGGGUCAAGGAACAAGAGAAAGAAAGCGGGGUCAAGGAACAAGAGAAAGAAAGCGGGGUCAAUGAACAAGUAA
This is a messenger RNA of Paramuricea clavata, 366 nucleotides long. The record is from the annotation of a GenBank genome assembly. Lineage: Eukaryota; Metazoa; Cnidaria; Anthozoa; Malacalcyonacea; Plexauridae.